AUGGGAAGUCUCUUUUUCUUUUAUUCACUUGUUUGUUUUGUCUUGCUAAGUCAAAACUUUUCUUCAUCCUUAGUGCAGCAUCUUUGCUCUCCCAAUGAAGCUUUUUCUUUGGUUCAGUUCAAGCAACAGUUUAGUGCUUCUUUCGCGAAAACGUCUUGGAAUGAGAGUAGGGAUUGCUGCACUUGGGACGGAGUCACUUGUGACAUGUUAACUGGUUACGUUAUUGGCCUGGACCUUCAUCUUACAAAUCUUAGUGGAAGUAUUCAUCCCAACAGUAGCCUCUUCCAACUUCGUCAUCUUCAGACGCUAAACUUUGCUUACAAUAACUUAUCUGGUCCCAUUCCUUAUUCCAUUGGCAACCUUACACAAACUAGAGAGUUGAAUUUCGGUUAUAAUCAUUUCACCGGUCAUAUUCCUUCAACAAUCUCAAAAUUGAAACAUCUCACGCUUUUAGAUCUUUCGUCUAACUCCCUUGGAGGUGAAAUUCCUGAUGUUUUCUCUAACCUCCAAGAGCUAGUUAAUUUGUAUCUUUCUUAUAACAGCUUCAUCGGUCCAUUUCCCUCUUCAAUUGUAAGGUUGGCAAGUCUUGAAAGCUUAGACUUGUCAAUUAAUUCCCUAUCUGGUCCAUUGCCUAGCAAUGUCAGCAUACUUCAAAAGCUAGUUGACCUGGAUUUUUCUCACAACUCACUGAAUGGCACAAUACCAUCUUGGAUGUUUAGCCUUCCUUCUUUAUAUAUGGUGGAGCUCCAUCAUAAUCUAUUCAAUGGACUAUCUGAUGAGCUCAAACUGAAUCCAACAUUAGGGCGUUUGGAUUUAAGUCAUAAUCAACUCAGUGGUCCUGUUCUUCGAUCACUUCAAAAUCUUACAAACCUUGUAAACCUUGACCUCUCAUCAAAUAACAUCACUGUCGAUGAGGCAAUACCAAUCGCAUUUCCUAGCCUAGAAGUUUUGCAGUUAUCAUCUUGUGAACUGAAGGAUCUUCCACACUUUCUAAGAAAUUUAAAGACACUUCGGGCCUUGAAUCUUUCUAACAAUAAGAUUCGUGGUCAAAUCCCUAACUGGUUUAGCAACAGGAGGUGGGAUUCGUUGUUUCAUCUAAACCUUUCGCAUAAUUCACUCAGUGGUCACAUAGAUCUAUCUCAUUACUAUAGUCUAGUGUCACUUGAUCUGAAAUUUAACUUCCUUGAGGGGCCACUACCUUCAGCCAUUUGUAACAUGAGCUUCCUUAACCUUCUGGAUUUAUCACGCAACAACUUCAGUAACUCAAUUCCAAGUUGCUUGGGUAACAUGACUCAGCUAACAGUGUUGGACUUAAGAAGAAACAAUUUCAGUGGGAGUCUUCCACCGUUAUGUACUCAAAUCACUUCAUUGGCGACCAGUAUCUUGAAUGGUUAUCAAUUGAUGACGACCAUUAUCUUGAAUGGUAAUAGAUUUGAAGGACGUGUCCCUGUGUCAUGGCUAAAUUGUGUUGGUUUAGAAGUUCUUGACAUCGGGAAUAAUGCUAUAACUGAUACAUUUCCAGCUUCGCUAGGAACUCUUGAAGAGCUGCAAGUCCUUGUAUUAAAGUCGAACAAGUUCCAUGGACCUAUAAGUACUAAGCUGAAGUUUGGCUUUCCCAAGUUGCGGAUUUUAGAUCUCUCUCAUAAUGAGUUCAGUGACUCACUGCCUGCAGAAGUUUUUCGAAACUUCAAAGCAAUGAUAAAAGAUGACACAAAUAAAGGUGAAAUCAGAUAUAUGAAAAGAUUUGACUCAUUUUUUGAUGUGUACGAGGAUUCAGUGAGGUUGGUGGUCAAAGGAAACGAAAUUGAGCUAGAAAGAAUCACCACAAUCAUGACAACGAUAGAUCUCUCAAGCAACCAUUUUGAAGGUGUGAUUCCGAAAGCACUAAAGGAUCUUGGCUCACUUUGGCUACUCAAUUUAUCUCAUAACAAUCUCAGAGGUGAUAUUCCAAUGGAACUGGGACGAUUGAAUAUGCUUGAAGCGUUAGAUCUCUCUUGGAAUCGGCUCACUGGAAAGAUUCCAAGGGAAUUGACAAGAAUGAACUUUCUGGCGUUCUUAAACCUCUCUCAGAAUCUUCUUGUUGGACCAAUUCCUCGAGGUCUGCAAUUCAACACAUUUGACAAUGACUCGUAUGGUGGUAACCUUGAUCUAUGUGGUCCGCCUUUAACAAAGCAAUGUGGAACGAGUGAUCUAUCGCUUGUUCCUCAACCAUUGGAAUCCGAAGGAGAGGACGAGGCAUAUUUUUUUAGUGGAUUUACCUGGGAAUCAGUAGUCAUAGGCUACAGUUUUGGACUAGUUGUUGGAACUGUUGUGUGUAGCGUCAUGUUAAAAGCUGUUAAGCCAAAAUGGUUUGUGGAAUUUUUCGAAGGCCUCAUUCCCCACAAAAAAAGAAGGCCAACAAAGAGAGCUCAAAGGCGACAGACUUAA
Capsicum annuum is the source of this 2427-nucleotide messenger RNA. Its product is annotated as receptor-like protein 19. The coding region runs from base 1 to 2427 and encodes 808 amino acids. The transcript has a single exon. The record is from RefSeq and is a predicted model, not a curated record. Lineage: Eukaryota; Viridiplantae; Streptophyta; Magnoliopsida; Solanales; Solanaceae. Gene Ontology annotation, molecular function: protein binding.